GGUAUGUGACUGUAUGUGUGUGUGUAGAUGCACAAUUUUACAUAAAACAUUACAUGACAACAUAGAAAAUAUAUAUUUUCUAUGUUGGUUAGUGACACAUCAUUCCAACAAGCAUCUCCUUCAGAAUUAUAAGUCACUUUGUGACUAUGUACAACUUUCGAAAAAUGCUUCCUAUGAAAAACAAACUCUCUAUUUUCAUCAUCAUCUUAAUGAUCCCCACCUAAGCCCUUAUUUUGGGAUAUAUAAGCCAAGUACAACUACGAAAAUAUCAAAUCAGUUUGGGACUUGCUGAAAACUGUAAACCAAGAGCUGCAGAAAAAACUUGGACAAGAUGAUUCACGAAUUUUAUAACAAUGAGUUGGAUCGACUUUUCACUCAAAUUGCACCACUGAUUGUUAUUGAGAGUAUCGAGAGGAUGAGCGUUCUGGAUUUUCAUAUGAUUUACACAUGCGAGAGGAUAAUUUAAAAAUGAUUGAAUAUAAUCUUUUAUCAAUACAUAGUUUAAUGUAUUCAUCAAGACUGAUGAAUAAUUAUUGUGGUUUCAAUAUUCAUACAAAAUGUAUAGGAAAUAAUAGAACUCCAAUCUCAACUAUUUUGCCAGACUACUGGAAUAAUGGUCACAGUUUUCCAAAAGAAGACGAUUCACCAGUGGCACUUGAUGAGAUGCAGUAUGAUGUGACUCUGAAUGGAUACUAUGAACUUUUUUAUUCAUUUCGGAGAAUGCCAAUUAUUAAUUUUUCUCUCAGACCAUCAGAAGGGGAAGAAGAAGCAUUGGAGCAAGAGAGAAACAUCGUCAGAGAACAACAAGAAAAACUGAAGAGAGCUGCUAUAGAAUUUGACAAUAUAUAUAAUGGAGAUUGCAAAUUGUUAAAAAAAGCAUGAUGAUGAUGUUGUAUUUAUAGAAGAAAUAAUUUCUGUCGAUGAUGAUAAAAAUAAUAAUAAUUGGCAUCAUGAUUGUACAAUACUCGAAUGAAUCAUGCAAAAUUGAAUAAAUAUUUGAUAUUACAUUUAUAA
Messenger RNA from Aphidius gifuensis, 1014 nucleotides. RefSeq lists its product as uncharacterized. The transcript is spliced from 8 exons. The record is from RefSeq and is a predicted model, not a curated record. Lineage: Eukaryota; Metazoa; Arthropoda; Insecta; Hymenoptera; Braconidae. The coding region runs from base 448 to 882 and encodes 144 amino acids.